UUUUAUCACAUUCUGUACACCCAGGGAUGCUCUCUAUGGUGUUGAUGCCGUACUUUGCUCGCGAGGUGCCCGACAUCACGCUUGUGCCCGUCAGCAUUAACUACGAGCGACUGAUGGAGGACAAACUCUUCGCGUAUGAGCACAUUGGGGUGCCCAAGCCGAAGGAAUCUACUGGGGGUUUCCUAAAAGCCUUGAAGAGUUUGAACGACAAUUUCGGAGACAUAUACAUAAACUUAGCCGAGCCAAUAUCGCUCCGAAGCUACCUUGAUGACGACGUCCAACCACGCUCGGGUGAGGAUCUCAAGCCGGUAGACAUGCAGCAACUGACAGCAGACCAGUUCAAGCAAGUGCAGGACUUGGCAGAGGAUAUGAUAACGCUCCAAGACGCGUACACAGUGGUGAAUGUUUCGAACCUAGUGGCGAUGACGCUGAUGCAAUGUCUGAUGGUGAAUCAAACCAUGUCGUUCGAAGAUGUAUGCGAUGAAGCCCAGUUUAUAGCGACAGUGUUGUUGGCUCGUGGCGCGGCGGUGUUCGCGAAGGACUACACGAAGAGUGUCGAGAAGGUGUUGUUGGUGCAUCGCAGGCUGAUGCGGCUCGACCAGAACAAACACCUGAGGCUCCUCACCGAGCCGCUCAUGGACGUGUCCGACGAUAUGAAGGCCAAGAUGAAAGGUUACAUAUUUGACGCGGAGACGUUAUCGUACGCGUUGCCAGUGAUCCAACUGCAGUUGUAUGUGAACCCCGGAAUACCCUGCCUGAUGAUGUCAGCCAUCUUGUACCUCAUAGCUUGCAGGGGACCGAUAAAUGAAUGCCAACUGGCUUCAGAAUUUCUGAUGACACGAAAGCUCUUGCGUUACGAAUUCUUUUACACACACAAAACUCUUAGAGACACAUACCACGAGGAGCUAGAUUAUUGCCUACGACAAAAAGUGAUAGUACGCACCGACGCCGGCUACACGACGGAAGGCGGCAAUAAGAAGCUUCAGCUGUUGUUCCGCUGGGUGGCGUGCCCCGCGCUCGCCACACUCAAGGCGUGCAUUCAAACUAUGCUCGCGAAAAAUGUUUGCGAGCACAAGCAGGCGUUGAAACUGAUCCAGCAGAGAUUGCUGUCAGUCUUCAGCCAUCCCUACAGCUUGAGUCUGGAGGCGACGGCGAACUGUCUGCAAGGACUCACGGCGUAUGGAGCUCUGGAGAAAGAAAAGUACGCGAUAUGUAACUAA
Manduca sexta (tobacco hornworm) is the source of this 1220-nucleotide messenger RNA. RefSeq names its product dihydroxyacetone phosphate acyltransferase-like. Gene Ontology annotation, cellular component: peroxisomal membrane; mitochondrial membrane. The record is from RefSeq and is a predicted model, not a curated record. The transcript has 6 exons. The coding region runs from base 27 to 1220 and encodes 397 amino acids. Gene Ontology annotation, molecular function: glycerone-phosphate O-acyltransferase activity. Lineage: Eukaryota; Metazoa; Arthropoda; Insecta; Lepidoptera; Sphingidae. Gene Ontology annotation, biological process: ether lipid biosynthetic process.